CGUUUUGUCUUUUAAUACUUAUUUCUGCUCUAAAACAUGAUACAAAUCAACAAUACGUGACAAGGAGCUGAUAAACUAAAUAUACCGACACACAAAAUCUAAAUUUCACUUCCUUACUUGAUAUUUUUUCAGGCAAUUCUUUCUCAGGAGUAUUUUCAGGGGUCUAAUCCUGGAUCUCCUCACUUCUGGUUACUUAUAAUGUUGGUGAUUGAGGAAAUUAAGUUUAUGUUAUAAUGUUGUUAUAUGUUGUUAUAAUCACUCAGUCUGAAUAAGGACUGAAAGCAAAAUUUUUCAUGACUUUCACUGGAGGUCUGUUUAUUGCCUUUCAUGUGUUAUCUGCUGUGAUUUAUAUCCAGUUGUUGCAUUAAAAGCAAUAUUGUCCCUGUUAUAGUAUAGUAUAGUAAGUAAUAUAUAUAUAUAUAUAUAUAAUAAACUCUGCUCCACAAUGAAAGCCAAUCGCUGUCUGAUACGCAAAUGCCACUAGCAAAGAAACCUGAAACAAGCAGAUUUGUCAGUACAGAGAGCGGGAGUUUGCACUAGCAUAGUAAAAGUUUUGACAGCAAACAUGGUGGAGUGUGCAGUUUUGCAGAGGUAAACCGGACACUGGAGCUUCCUUCAACUACUAACGUUAAGUAAUAACAAUGUGAACACGCUGUGACAUCAUAGCAGAUAUUAUUAUUUCCCAACCACUAACGCUGUGUCAGCCACUGCCAAUUGCAAGCAUAAACUGUAUAAAACAUGGACCUAGUGUCUGUGACAUCACCAAUAGCUGUUCUGAAGCUCAAAGUGGGUGGCUCCAUCCGUCGCCAUCUUGGACUAUGGCUAAUCCAAAAAUGGGCAAAGAGAUUGUUGUGGCACCCAGAGGCUAGCCACCUGAGAGGGCACCCACCUGUCACUCAAAGCGGCCACAUCCUUAAUUAUGCAUAACUUUAAGCUAUAAUAUAAUUUGGUGGGUGAGUUAUAUUAAAAUUCACCCCCGCACAGUUUUCAUGAAGGGGGAAAUUAGCUAUAGAAGCCAAAACGUGUUUAUUUCUGUGGAUAAAGUUGGGCAUUUUAACAUGUGGGUUAAUGGGGAUUGACUCGGUUUUGGAGCCAGACUUAAGUGGCCAUUCGAGGAACUGCAGUUUUUGGGACUUCCGUGUUGGCUUCAUUUUUCACCCCAGGAAGUUGCCGCUUGGUUGCAAGCUAACAAACAACAUAAACAAAUAAAAUAUGCUAACUACACUUACCAUUCUGAUACAUCUGCUAGUUGCUGACUCCUCAUCUGGGUCUGAAUGAGGCUCAAACAUGUAUGGCUGAAUCGCUCUCUCACCCACAUCCAUGCUCUCACUGGCACUGGUCAAUCUAACAUGCAGCAAUGGUGAAUGGGGCAUUCAGAGAUCCAGAAUUUCUCUGGUUGUAGUUUUUGGGAAAUUGUUCAAGGUUAUCUACUGUCUUUUUAUGGAUAACAAGAUAAUACAUCAAGAGUAACAGCGUGAAUAAGAUACAGAUACAAGGGAAAGGGAUAUUCCACAGUUGGAGGACUAGCUUACCUUGGAAUCUAUGGAAUAACCUAAUUAAGCCUUGUCCAGCUUGACUUGGAUGUCCUCCAGGACGAAAUGACAUCAUGAAGGAUUUAUCUCUGUCCCUGCUGAGUCAGGGUUGUGGUCGAUUCGUCUCUUCCAACAGAAACACGGGGAGACAUGAUGGACGGUUGGAUGUCUGCUUCACUCCGCAGGAUUACUACAUCUGGAAGUCCCAGGACUCUCUCCUGCGACUGUCCAACAGCGGCCGUCUGCUUGCGGAGGCAGAGUCAACUCUACCAAAGACUUACAGCACUCGUAGGGGGCCACUUCUACUAUACUCCCAGGACUUGGUUACUAUGGAAAUCAGUUGUCACUCAGAGACCAGAGACAGGAAGCAGCGGGCAGUUCGGCGGUACACUCAACAAGUGGAACAGCAGCUGAGCACCCUCAAGGAGCUAACUGCAGCCAUUUUGAGCUACAGCAACAAUAAGUCCACCUCCUCCAGACUCGGCCCACCCUUCUUUCCUUCUCUUCAUCUCCCUCUUGCUCCGGACCUUCAUCGUCCCAGUCCUACGCCCAUUCGCACCACACAAGAGCAGUCCAGUCCAGAUGUGCUUGUACAGUUUAACCCCCAGUGGCUUCCUGCAGAGAGAAAAACUGAACAACUAGAGAAUCAAGCUGAAGAUAAAGAGGAAGAGCAGGGCAGCAGGAAGAGAGUCAGGCUGGAUCUUUUCCUCCAGAUACCCUGUACCUCCAGGACUCCAACUCCACAGAUGGAGCCUCAGCCCUGGGUACACUAUGUAGCAAUGACCCCUGAAGAACCAGAAGAACCUCAGACUUACUUAGACAUGAGUCCGCAGCAUACUGAAAGUUCACAGCAUACUGAAAUAAACCACCACAGUAUGGGAGGGGAGCUCCAUCAUCCAAACAUGAAUUGUGUCCGUGACGCAACAGAUGAUCAAGGCUGUUCCACUGAAGACAGUGGAACGACCGGUGAUAAAGGCAGCUAUGAAAGAUUGAUAAGUGGGAACAGACGUGGGAGGAUAGUCAGACCAUGUGGAGCAGAACAGCGUUCAAACACCGAGCCUGAAACAAAUACUACCACAGGCCUCCUUCCUCCUCUGACAGUGGGACAUUCUGUCUGUCGUGGACUGUGCUGGGAGAAGAAAGACAGGCCAAGAUGGGAGGCCCCCAGCAGUGAUGAACACCAUGCCCAGCGCCUACCUCCCAUUGCAGAGAGUUGCACUGUUGCCCCCAGCCGGACUGAUCCAGAAGUUGGGUUUCAAACCCAAGAAACUCUGAAUCGACUCCACCAGCAGGCUCUGUUUCUUCCUCUGUUGUUUCCUGGGAUGGAGGAAAAGAUAAGUGAGAAGCAAAGAGGAGGAGGAGAAAAAACAGAGAAACAAUACUUUAAAAAAGAGACAGUAGGGCAGGGAGGAGGAGGAGGAGGACGAGGAGGAAGGCUACCCUCUGAGAAAGGCUCUAUGAUUCUGCUGGAGCCAGAAGAAGAGCCUCCUCCUCCAGUAGGAGUGUUGGGUUGUGUUGCAGGACGGAAAGGCCCGGGCAAGCAGAGCUCUUUGGCCUUCUUACAGAACCGACCACUUGACCUCCAGGAUCCCUGUGAAUCCAGCGAUGCUAACAGAGGCGUGGUUAGGGGCGUUCUGCCUCUGGAGCUGAGAGAUUUGCAGAACGGCAAAUCUGUUGGCAGCCUGAUUCUGGGUCCUGAUGGGGAGAUCAUUCAACUGUCGCUGUACGACAACAGCCAGGACCCAUCUCAGGGUGAUGGUGACACACAGGAGCAAGCUCUCCAGGUUUUGUCUGCAGAAGGAGAGAAGUUACCCUGGGUCAUUGUGCUGCAGCCUGAACAUACACAUACAGGGGGAGGGAUGGAGCUGAACACAGAUGUUCCCGUGGGUGACAUCCAGCACCAUCAGUCCAUACACAAGCUCUUAGAUCUUCACACAUCAACAGAGACUAAUGCAUGCUCACCCAGCAGCCACACAGACCCAGUGGCUGUGACCAAGAAAAAAACAAAGAGUGCAGAGGCAGUGGCGGAAACAUGGAAGGCACCAAAAAAGGAUGGUAAAAACAAUGUCGGGAUUCCUCCACUGAGUGAGCGGGUAGGGAAGGCGGAGCCAAGAGGAGGCAACACUGAGGCAGAGGAGGAGGACAAUGAGGAAGAGCUGGGCAGUACAGGACAGACUAACCAUCUGUCUGAAUCACAUCAGCCAGGCCAGCAGAACAUCAACCCAAAUGAAGCAACAGCAGACAACGCUGUGGACAAAAGGAAGAGGAGUACUAAGAGGAAGGACGCUGAGGAAGCUGCAACAACCACAGGGAAAAGGGAUAUGAAAACAGUGAAAAGUGCAGAAUCAGAUGGACAGAAGACAUCGAGGACGAGGAAGGACGGAAGAUGGCAGAGACAAAAGACAGGAAGUGAUGCUCAGUCAAUCAGGAGCCAGAAACAAGAGGAGAGGACCAACAGAGAAGUAGCAGAGACUCGGGGCCAUUCUGCUCUUCCUCCUGUGAAAAAGAAGAUGGCAGGCAGGGAAAGAGAGAGAGGAGAAGUGAAGAUGAAUGAGGAGAGAGAAGAGCGAGGGGAAGUGGCGAGGCAGAAGGAAGAGUCUGCUGGGAGGAAGAGGAGAGGAAGGCUGAAACACAAAGAGUUAGUUGUUGGAAACCAUGACAACCCCCUGGAGAAAGAGGAGGGGGAGAUCAACCAGGAAAUGGAAGAGGAGUCUCACCUAAAAUCCACCAAAAGGCCCUCUGCAACACAAAAUAACAAUAACAAAACAAAAGCAAAUUCAGAGGAAGACACAGACACAGACCAUCUUUCCACCAAUGCUGACAAACACAGCAGCGUCCAAUCAGUGAGCUCGCUCAGGUCCGCUGAGUUCCAGUUUAAUCAGAGGAGCUCCAGAAGGUCUGCUUCCUCUUCCUGUGAGGGGCCAGUGCCAGCCAGUGCCAUGGGACUCGCUUCAUCACGUGACCGCCUGUCGUCAUGUUCAACUGUCAUGGUAACGGAGGAACAGCUGAUGCUGAACCCAGUAAAGCCAGAGUCCUCCAGGCCCGGAAAGAGUCAGAAGGAGGAGGAGGAGGCUGCAGCUCUGCGUCUGGCCCAGCGAGCAGAGAGACGGAGGCAGGAGGUGGAGAGGAAGAGGAGGGAGCGGGAGGAAGAGGAGAGGAAGCAGCAGGAGAAGGAGCAGACAGAGGAGAGGGUGAAGAGCGAGCUGGAGGAGGAAAGGAAGAAGAGAGCUGAGGAGCUCAGCUCAACCAGGAAACACUGUCCGUGGAAACAAAGAGGGAGUUCUGUACAAAAAAGGCUGUAACUUUGGAAGAUACCCCCUUAAUUUGAUUAAUUCAGACUGGUGAAGCCAAAAAAUAGCUUCUUCAGAACUUUAGAAUAUAUUUUUGUAUGAAACGAGAACUGGAUUUUGCCCCCAUCACUUACAUUAAAAGCAUCUUAGGAAGGGAUCUUUUAAUGGCCAGUAAGAACAGGACAAAUGUUUACAGCAAGCAAAAACUGUUUCAAUGCCAAAUGGGCACCUGUCUAUUGUUUUAAGACAGACCUGAAAUAAUGUGACCCUAUCCUUUAAUACAGGAAUCACAUACUGUAGGUGUGAUCAAAUCUACAUCAUGGUACAACACAUUUAUUUUGUCAGGAUACUGAUAUUAUUCAAGGCAAAUAGAUACAAUUCCAGAGAUUUAGUACUGAACUUCCACAAAGUUGGAGGACUUUGCGAGAGACAGUUAAAGAAAAUAAAGGUCAGAGGCUGAGAUAUCCUGACUUUUAUUCCCUAGUUUAAGCUCCCAAAAAGCUGGAUCUGGACAAUUCCCAUAAUGCAGCUAAUUUGUGUAUUUCAUUAGACCCUCCCUGCCAAACUACAGAACCCUCCCCACAGAGGAGAUUACACAACUGUCUUCUCAGGCUGAGUAGUAACCGUGACAGGUAAAAACAUCCUCAGGAGUAAAAUUGACGGAAUGCCCCUUUAACAGAAAAAUUUUCCAACUUCUCUCUGAAAGUCUAUAAUUUUCCAUGAGAUGUUUUAACCGCUAGUUUUACUUCUUUUAAUGUGUGACUUGAUGGUGAUUUUGAGAAUUAUUGUUGAAUUAAAGAUAUAUUUUAAAAAUAGCAAUUAUAGGCGCUUUAAGGUUUACCAAAAAGAGUUUGGUAUUUUUGGGCAUGUUUGCUUGAUUGGCACUACUGUUGGUGACGAUAUGUUAACUGGUACUGUGCGGCCUCCAAAUUCUUGUGUAUAACUUUUUAACUGCUAUACUGUCCACACAGUGAAUUCUCCUUAGUCAAACAGUUAGCUAACAGUGUGAAGUUCUCCAGUAAACACAAGGCAUAACUUUUGUUGGAGAUUUAAUGAAAAUUCACACUUUGGUAAAACUGCAACAAAAGAACAAAUGGCAAAAAGAAAUCAGAAUAUAACCAAUAUACCUUACAUAGGCACAAUGUAAAGCUUCAACUGUUAGAAACAGAAAGUGCUAAGACACAGGGCGAGCAUUUCUAAUUACAAGCUUGCAGGGUCCUGUGUAGAUGGUAACCCUGGAUUUGCGGAAACUUUUGCGAGAUUUAGGUUUAGGUAACACAUCUACUUGGAUAGGUUUAGGCAAUAAAACUACUUGGUUAGCUUUAGGAAUGUGCACAAUAAAGAAACAAAUCUUGUGAGAGUUUCGCAAAUCCAGUGUUACCAUCUGGACACGACCAGUUUGCAGCUAUCAAUUAACUCAAUUUUAAGCCUAAUUUGCAGCAAAACAAAAUAUAGCAACUGUAUUCAGGUUAUAGUAUCUAAAAACUGAUACAACAAAAUACUCAUGGACAAAUAGUGACCACGGCAACAACAUAUGAAGAUACAUUGCAGCAGGAGAAGCAGUCACACUGUGUUCUCCACCAUUCCUCCCUGCUCCAAGACUACUGCUGUUGAAUGACCAGGAGGGGGCACUGCAGCACACAAAAUAUACUCUAAUAUAAUAUCUAAUAUAAAUUCUAAAUAACAGUUUUAAAUACAGAACAUAUAUACACAACAACUACCACUUCAUUAAUAUUCAAUCUCCAUCACCAGACUGAAGAGGCUGGCGGAGGAGGAGGAGAGAAGGAAGCGCGAGGAAGAGGAGCAGGAGCGAGCAAGAUGGGAACAGGCGCAAAGAGAGAGAGAGAGGAGGCGGCAGGAGGAGAAGAGGCGGCAAAUGGAGCGAGUCCAGAGGAUGAGAGAGGAGGAGGAACAGAGGAGGAAAGCUGAACUAGAGCGUCUCCGCCUGGAAGAGGAGAGGAGGCAGGAGGAGGAGAGCAAGAAGCUACAGGAGAUGGAUGAGAGCGAGAGGAUAGAGUACCUCUAUAGGAAGGAGCAGGAGGAGGAGGACAGGAGGAACAAAGAAGAGGAGCGUAAGAGGACAGAAGAGGAGGCCGCCUCGCGGACCGCAGAGGAGGCCAGGCUACAGGCGGAGCUGCUCGCCAGACAGAUGGCACUGUUGCAGCAGCAGCUGGCCUUUAAAAGAGGUCUCGUGUUGGAGGCUGGAGGUCUGGAGAAAACUCAGGGUAUCUCCAGACCGUGGAUAUACUCUUAUUUCACUUUGUUACAGCUGCUGGGUCUAAAUCCAACUAAAGCUGAGACCACGACCCCUGACCUUUAACCUCCACUCGAGAUCAUGAUGGAAAGAUUUUUGUUUGAUGAAAUUGUUCACUAAUUUUGGAAGCUCAUCAAAUCAAAUGGAACACAUUCAGUGAUGGGAGGUAUCUACACAUUGAUGCUUCUCCUUCUCCAUUGUCCAUUUGUGAAACAUACCAUGCCAAGGACGUGCACAAGUGCAGGCCGCACUUGAAUAUAAAUCUCCACAUAUGUUUCCAAACAAUGCACAGCUUGUGACAUUUGCAUCACAUCGUGCAAUAUUGCCUUAUACAGUAUAAUGCUAUCACAUGAACAACUCUUAGCUAGCUAGCUGGCUUACAUAUAGGAAGUCUGCUGAGGGAGGCAGCUAAAGAGCUGAAUUUGCAGAGCUGGAUUCAGAUUACCAGCAGGUCAGCAGAUGAAGCAUUAUGAUAGAAAUGUCAAGCAACCAUUUCCUACAUGGUUGAGGUGAAGCAGGCCUAUUUUCUCUUUUUAAAAGUUGGGCGUAGGCUAAUAACUAACUAACUUCAAUCAAUGAUAAAUAAAUAGUACAUCUGUGCAUAGUAUUGUGAAUGAGUUUCAACUUUAACAUAAGAACUAAUUCCUGGGCUUCACCAGGAAACAUCGAGUCAAGCCACUGUCAGCAUCACAUCCAUGAAAAUUCAACUGCGUACACAAAAGUGUUAGUGCAUUUUUUUUCAAGUGAGAGAUGAAAGUUGACAAUUCAUUCAGAUGUUCAGAAUUUAAAUGAUUAGAAUUGUUGAACCAGCAAAAUAUAUAUAAGGUACUUGCUAUUUUAAAUAGUAGUUCUACAAUGCCCAAGCAAUUGUGAAUGGAAAAGGCUGUGGAUAAUGGUAUUCUUAAAUCUGAUUCUAAUAAUUCAAUUUAAGAUGAGGCGCAACCACAAGGAUCCGUUUCUUCAAAGACAGAAAUAUUUAUUAUGUAAAUCCAGGCAUUCUGUGGUAUACAUUCAUAUAGAUAUGAGAUAUGAGUAUAAUCAAAACUUGGUUUUGGAUGAUACAGUGAAGUAUAUACAUUUUCCAUUGACUCGAAUUUGCAAUCUACUUUUAAAUUUUUACUUUACAUGAUUUAUACAAUAUCAAUUCAUAAUCAUCUGAGUUCAAAGAGUUUACGUUUGAAGUUUGAAUAUUUGUUUCCUCAAAGUUUGAAUGGUUUACAUAGCUUCUGCUGUCUAUAACAAGUAAUUAAAUGAAGGAUUGUGCCAUGUUGUAACAUGA
Messenger RNA from Siniperca chuatsi (mandarin fish), 8355 nucleotides. RefSeq lists its product as uncharacterized. The transcript is spliced from 24 exons. NCBI's taxonomy places the organism in Eukaryota, Metazoa, Chordata, Actinopteri, Centrarchiformes, Sinipercidae. The record is from RefSeq and is a predicted model, not a curated record. Bases 1607 to 4834 code for a protein of 1075 amino acids.